Rhincodon typus (whale shark) is the source of this 2006-nucleotide messenger RNA. RefSeq names its product sarcoglycan, epsilon (gene sgce). The coding region runs from base 116 to 1165 and encodes 349 amino acids. The record is from RefSeq and is a predicted model, not a curated record. Gene Ontology annotation, cellular component: membrane; sarcoglycan complex. The transcript has 9 exons. Lineage: Eukaryota; Metazoa; Chordata; Chondrichthyes; Orectolobiformes; Rhincodontidae.
GACCAAUGGCUAUGUUAUUCCCAUAAUGCCAAGCGGGGCGAUGCUCCGGGCCACAUUCCAUUCGUGGGGAUCGUUCCAUUGCUGAUGCUGUAGAUCCGGGCCGUGUUCCGAUACCAUGGGGACCAGUGCUGUCUGUAUCUCUUUGCUCUCCGUGUAUUCCAUUUUCUCAAGAGUGCAUUCAGAUCGGAAUGUUUAUCCAUCUUCUGGUGUCCUUUUUGUCCAUGUUUUGGAGAGAGAAUAUUUUAAAGGGGAAUUUCCUCCCUACUCAAUGAAAGUUGCUGAUGCUCGAAAUGAUCCUAUAACAUUUAAGACGAAUCUGAAAGGAUAUCCAGACAGACCUGGCUGGCUGCGAUAUAUUCAAAGAACUCCAUACAGUGACGGAGUGCUUUAUGGGUCACCAACCAUUGAGAACGCUGACAAAACGACAAUCAUUGAGAUCACUGCCUAUAAUAGACGAACAUACGAAACAGCAAGGCAUACUUUGGUUGUCAACAUUAUGGCUUCAGAUGAUUACCCUUUGCCCUAUCAAGCGGAGUUCUUUGUGAAAAACAUGAAUGUGGAAGAGAUGUUGGCAAGUGAGGUUAUUGGUGAUUUCCUGGGAGCUGUGAAGAACGUUUGGCAACCUGACCGUCUCAAUGCCAUUAACAUCACCUCAGCACUCGAUCGGGGUGGGCGAGUGCCUCUGCCCAUCAAUAAUAUGAAGGAAGGGGUUUAUGUCAUGGUGGGUACAGAUGUGACUUUCUCAUCAUGUCUAAGAGAAGUGGAGACCCCACAAAACCAGCUGAAGUGUAGUCAGGAGAUGGAACCGAGCAUAAGCUGUGACAAGAAAUUUAGGGCUCAGUUUGACAUUGACUGGUGUAAACUGUCUUUGGUCGACAAGUCAAAGAUGCCGUCUGUCAGUAAGGAAGUGAUUCGGGGAGAUGGUGUUCUGCCUGACAACGGAGAGUAUAAACCACCUUCUACUAACCUGAAAAGCAAGGACUAUUACACAGACUUCGUGAUUACGUUGGCGAUACCAAUAGCCAUUGCUCUGGUGCUUUUUGUUAUCCUUGGUUACGUCAUGUUCUGCCGCCGAGAAGGAGUGCAAAAGAGAGACAUGCAAACACCAGAGGUCCUAACAUGCCUGGCUUCUUUAACUGCAACACUGAGACCACCUAAACCAUGAGCUCUCUCUCCUGCCUGUCCUCAUUACAUCUCUGAUCAGCUGACAAUAUGGAAUGCUGAAAGUGACAAGAAAUUUGAGGGGAUCAAUUCUGUUCCCACAGGAUGUACUUUUGACAGUUUCGUGCUGCAUCUGUGCAGAUUGCUCUUAACUGAAGACAUGGUAUAAAAAGUCUGGACCUUUCUUCCAAGUGAAAGUUGAAAUUAUUUGAGGUUCUGCUGGCCACAUCAGGUCCAGCUGUCUGCAGCUGGAAGAACCCACUACAGAACAACACACCCAGGGUAACUUCUAUUGGGCAAAAAUGCUGGAAAAUUUAAUACACACCAAGUAGCAUAUCUGGACAGGGAAGUGUUUUAGAUCAAUUACCUUUCAUCAAAGCAAAUUUGUGAAGGGUGAACUGCAUCUCCCACUUUUACUGCAGAUAUUGGAGAUCUGAAAAAACUUUUUUCAUCAACCUGAAAUGUCAACACAGCCUCCUCCAUUCCUCGUUACUGCGUAACCUGUUUUUGGCAUGUUCAAUUUUUAUUUGAAAACAAAUUAUGCUAUUAAUUGCAGUUAAAUAUUGCCUGCAAAGUACUGUGUUGCUGCUAGUUUGAAAUAACAUAGAAAGCUGCUCUGUUUGCUCAGGUAUGCCUGCACAGUUCCUUGGGGUAAUUUAGUUUAACCAAUAUGUGCACUAGGUUAAGCCCUGAUCUGCUGUGGCAGUGUCAGCUGAUUGAGUAUCAAGGUGAUUGCAGUUUGGUUGCCUAUUGAGACUUCAGUUUACAGAAGGCAGUCAACUGUCCAUUUUGAAUUAUAACCUGUUCAGUAGAUGAUAACACAGUGUAGAGCUGGAGGAACACAG